AUGGCGACUGAGGUAUAUGACUAUAUCAUCGUGGGCGGGGGAACAGCAGGCUGCGUAGUAGCCUCCCGCCUGAAAGAAAAGAAUCCCACACUAUCAAUCGUCAUCAUCGAAGCAGGUCCCGAUGUUAGCAAGCACCCUCUUGUACCAGAUGCAGCAGAUUAUCCUCAGCUUCUCGGCUCGGAGCUAGAUUGGAAUUAUACUACAGUGCCGCAGAAAUAUCUGGAUGGGCGAUCGGUCUCUAACCAUGCAGGAAGGGCACUUGGGGGGAGUAGUGUCACUAACGCCGGGGGCUGGUUCCGAGGCGAAAGAGCAAAUUACGAUCUCUGGGGACAGACGGUCGGUGACUCGCGAUGGAGCUAUAGUGGACUUUUGCCCUACUUCCGUAAGGUGGAGUCACAUUUUGAUCCGAAGGGUGAUCAGGAGCAGCAUGGAUUCCAUGGCCCGAUGAAGGCGGAGUCUGUCACAUUCACGGGUCGCAAUUAUCCCCUGCGUCCUUUGGUAAAGGAUGCAUGGGCUGCUGUCGGUGUGCCUUUGGUCCCGGACAUCAAUUCUGGUGAUCCUAUUGGAUUGGCCGAGGUUGUUGAGAACAAGGUCAGGGGCAUGCGGCAGACUGCUGCAUCUGAAUAUCCGCUCAAUGUCACUAUCUUCACAAACACCAUGGUCAAGCGAGUCGUUUUCGAAGAGCGCAAUGGACGAAAGAGAGCCAUUGGUGUGGAGAUUGCAGAUGAGGAAAUUCGUCUCAUUUCUGCAAAGCGCGAGGUCAUCAUCUCGACUGGUACGUAUCGAACACCCCAGAUUUUGAAGCUUUCUGGUAUCGGACCAGCAGACGAGUUGAAACGUCACGGUGUGGACCUGGUACUUGACUCUCCAGCCGUCGGCCUCCAUUUCCAAGACCACCCGGGUGUUGUUCAAUGGUGGAAGUUGAAACAUCCAGAACGAGGACUCGCAGUUGGAUCCCCGGCUUUCAAUGAUUCCUUGUUCUUCAGAGGUCAACCUAUCGAUUUUGCGGCAACACAGCCCGUCCCUCUGGACGGAUUACGUGCUGCAUUACUUCGCGAUGAUCCAAAUUGCAAAUUGGAUGACCAUCCAUUGAUCUCGCAGAAAGGACAUCUAGAAAUGUUAGUCUUUUACGCUGGAGGAAAUCCCGCUAAUCCCACAAUUGAGAUGGACGGAUCUCACAUUGCCACUAUCGUGGUUGGUAUGCUUCCAACUUCGCGCGGAAGCAUAACUCUCAAGGACAAUAAUCCACACUCUAUGCCACUAAUAGACCCUAAUUACCUUGCCACUGAGGCUGACAGGUAUAUGAUGCGUGCUGGUAUUCGAAAGAUACGCGAAAUGGUCCGUGAGACACCAGCCGGGCAGGAGAUGAUUGACAGUGAGACGGUCGAAGACGGGGCUACAUCCGUUCAAGUGGAUACUAGCGAUGCAGAAAUCGACAGUCUUGUUCGACGUCGAGCUAUGACUAUGUUCCAUCCUGCUGGAAGUGCCUCGAUGGGCAAGGUAGUUGACAAUCAACUUCGGGUUCGUGGAGUGGAUGGCUUGCGCAUUGUAGAUGCAAGUGUCAUUCCUGUUCCAUUGACAGCACACAUUCAAAUGUGUGUUUAUGCUCUAGCGGAGCAAGCUGCAGAUAUCAUUGCUGAUGCUAAAAGGUCUGCGCAUAAGCUAUGA
Messenger RNA from Penicillium nucicola, 1668 nucleotides. Its product is annotated as GMC family oxidoreductase. The coding region runs from base 1 to 1668 and encodes 555 amino acids. The transcript is spliced from 3 exons. Gene Ontology annotation, molecular function: flavin adenine dinucleotide binding; oxidoreductase activity, acting on CH-OH group of donors. Lineage: Eukaryota; Fungi; Ascomycota; Eurotiomycetes; Eurotiales; Aspergillaceae. The record is from RefSeq and is a predicted model, not a curated record.